Messenger RNA from Candoia aspera, 3135 nucleotides. RefSeq names its product calpain 5 (gene CAPN5). Gene Ontology annotation, cellular component: cytoplasm. The record is from RefSeq and is a predicted model, not a curated record. Bases 34 to 1959 code for a protein of 641 amino acids. Gene Ontology annotation, molecular function: calcium-dependent cysteine-type endopeptidase activity. The transcript has 13 exons. NCBI's taxonomy places the organism in Eukaryota, Metazoa, Chordata, Lepidosauria, Squamata, Candoiidae. Gene Ontology annotation, biological process: proteolysis.
GCGGCUGUGGCGAGCGAGGGGUGGCCGGGAAGGAUGUUCUCAUCGGUGAAGCCAUAUGAAAAUCAGCGGUACUCUGCUUUGAAGAAGGUCUGUCAGAGGAGGAAAGUCUUGUUUGAAGAUCCGCUGUUUCCAGCCAAUGAUGAUUCGCUUUUCUACAAGUCCCGGAUUCAGGGGAUCCAGUGGAAGCGACCCAAAGACAUCUGUGAGGACCCCCACCUCUUUGUGGAUGGAAUCAGCUGCCACGACUUACACCAGGGGCAGGUGGGGAACUGCUGGUUCGUGGCUGCGUGCUCCGCGUUGGCAUCCAGAGAAGCCUUGUGGCAAAAGGUUAUUCCAGAUUGGAAAGAGCAGGAAUGGUCCGCUGAAAAACCACAAAACUACGCUGGGAUUUUCCAUUUUCAGUUCUGGCGUUUUGGCGAGUGGAUCGAUGUGGUGAUUGAUGACCGGCUACCGACCCUUCACAACCAACUCAUCUACUGCCACUCCAACUCCAAGAACGAAUUGUGGUGCGCCUUGGUGGAAAAAGCUUAUGCUAAACUCUCAGGGUGCUACGAAGCCUUAGAUGGAGGCAACACGGGCGACGCCUUGGUGGAUUUCACUGGCGGUGUCUCGGAACCCAUUGACCUGGUGGAAGGGGGCUACGUGAAUGACGAGGCCAAACAAAACCUCCUUUUUGAGAGGGUGUUGAAGGUGCAUAACCGAGGAGGUCUCAUCAGCUGCUCCAUCAAAGCCAUUUCAGCUGCCGAUAUGGAAGCCCGCCUGGACUGUGGCCUGGUCAAAGGCCACGCCUACGCAGUCACCGAUGUGAGGAAAGUCCGCCUCGGCCACGGCUUGCUGGCCUUCUUCAAGUCCGAAAAGCUGGACAUGAUCCGGUUGAGGAAUCCUUGGGGGGAGCGAGAGUGGAACGGACCAUGGAGUGACACCUCCGAGGAAUGGCAGAAAGUCAGCAGCAGUGAAAGAGAGAGACUAGGGAUGACUGUGGAGGAUGAUGGGGAAUUUUGGAUGGCCUUUGAUGACUUCUGUAGACACUUCACCGACAUCAUCAAAUGCCGCCUAAUCAACACUUCCUACCUGAGCAUCCAUAAGACAUGGGAAGAAGCAGUCUUGCGGGGGGCCUGGACGCGGCAUGAAGACCCCUUGAAGAACCGCUCUGGAGGCUGCGUCAACAACCGGGAUACUUUCCUGCAGAACCCCCAGUAUGUUUUUGAUGUGAAGAAAGGAGAGGACGAAGUGCUGGUCUGCAUCCAGCAGAAGCCCAAACGGACCAGCCAGAAGGAGGGGAAAGGGGAAAACCUCGCUAUCGGAUUUGACAUCUACAAGGUGGAACUCAACCGGAUCUACCGCAUGCAUACCUUGCAGACCAAAGUAGCCAGCUCCAUCUACAUCAAUUCUCGUAGCAUCUUCCUGAGGACAGACCUGAAAGAAGGUCGCUAUGUCAUCAUACCGACCACUUUUGAGGCUGGCCACGUGGCCGAAUUCCUGCUCAGGCAGUUCACAGACUUGCCUUCUGACUGCCAAGAACUGACCCUGGAUGAGCCCCCUCACACCUGCUGGAGUGGAAUGUGUGGCUAUCCCCAAUUGGUGUCCCAAGUCCAUGUCAUCUCAGCUGCUGGGCUGAAGAACCAGGGCUCUCAAGAAGGAGUGGAUCCCUAUGUGAUCGUAAAGUGUGAAGGAGAGAAAAUCCGAUCACCGGUCCUGAAGAACACUCUGGCGCCAGAAUUUGACGUGAAAGGAAUUUUCUACCGCAAGAAGCCUGGGCAGCCAGUCAUAAUUCAGAUCUGGAACCAUAACCUCAUCACAGAUGAGUUCCUGGGCCAGGCGUCCUUGGUUGGGGACCCCAGCGAGCUUCAUCCAUUGCACAUUCUCCAUCUCCAAGACAAAGGAAACAAACGGGCCAUGGAACUGCCCGGGGUUCUUAAGGUGCAGCUGUUGAGUAGCAACGUUCUAACUGGCAUCUAAGAGACCCUUCUCUGCUCUGUACCAUCUUCCAUUAUGCAUCUCUGUAUGUGUCUGUGUGUGCCUGCCAAUGUGUACAUGCUGUGCAUGCCUUCACUUUUGAAAUGGGACCAGCCCUCCUAAGUUCAGCCUGGGUUGUUUUUAAAAUUUUGACACAACGGUGCCUUUUCCAAGAAGCAAAAAUGUGGUGGUUUUGGUUUCCUUCUGUUUUUUGAAAUGAGACUGCAACAUAAUCGGUAGCCAGAGUCCGAUGGCCAGAGAAACUCCCAAGCCAAUCAGUCCGGUUCCUUCCGGGCAAAUGCCACGAGUCUGUAUGUUUACACAGAGACACAUCUCUCAUCUGCGCACACACGUGACUGGGCUGUGACUUGUUCCCCAGACCAGGCAGACACAUCGUCAUGUUCACCAAAGGGUACAUUUUUAACUGAUGAGUCGCUGGUGCUGUUGACAGCUUUGGGGACAGGAUGGGAAAUGGAAGAUGGACUCUCUCCUGUGACAGAAAUAGCUGAAGGAUUAUAGCUGUGUUGCAGUUUUGUGCCUCUACAGAAUUGCAUAAUAUCUAAAGUUAGGCGUGGAAAUCCCUACAGCUUGCCUUGCAUUCCAUUAACCUUUCCAAUCCCUAAUUGUGGGGGGGGGGAAUCAAUUCCGCCUUUGCCCCUUUGAUUUCAACAGGAUUGCAACAGGAAUUGAUUCAAUAGGAAUUUGAUUUCCAGCAGAAUUGCUUCCAUGCUUCCUAUCUUCCUGGGCUUUUAAAAGAAACUUUAAAAAAUAAACAAUGAAGCUGAGUGUCUCAGGAGCUGAAUCUCAUGCCCAGUACCCUGUAGAAUUAUGAUUCAUCCAUAAGCGGUGGAUCUCUUCAACUUGCCAUAAGACUUUGGAACACAGCAGGGAAAAAUAUAUUUGUAAUAAGGACCAUUUUUUCCAGAUCAGAGGUCUUCCCCAAAAAAGCAGUGGUUACUGUUAAGUUCUCACCCCCAUGUCUAUGUCUCCGGUUGCACAAUAGAAAAGUCAAACAAUUUGACUUUUUGCAAUAUUUUUUAAGGGUAUUUUCCAUAUAACCUUCCAGGUGCCACAGAACAUUUUUGAGUUGUUGAAGUGCCAUAGGCUUCCCUGUUUUUACUAUUCCCUGUAGAAGUUUUCCAUAUAAAAUACAGGUAGUCCUUACUUAACAACCAUUCG